AUGGCGACCGGCCCCGAUCUGACCUCCUCCUCCGCCGCCGCCGACGCCGCCUCGUCGGCGGCCAAGAAGGACCGCCACAUCGUGAGCUGGAGCGCCGAGGAGGAUGACGUGCUUCGUGCUCAAAUCGCGCACCUUGGAACUGACAACUGGACAGUUAUAGCGACACAAUUCAAGGAUAAGACUGCUAGACAGUGCAGGAGGAGAUGGUACAAUUAUUUGAACACUGAGUGCAAGAAAGGCGGGUGGUCUCGUGAAGAAGACAAGCUUUUAUGCGAGACUCAAAAGGUUCUUGGUAACAAAUGGACUGAAAUAGCAAAGGUUGUCUCCGGGAGGACUGAUAAUGCAGUGAAGAAUAGGUUUUCCACAUUAUGCAAAAGGCGGGCCAAUAAUGAUGACCUGUUCGAGGAAAAUACUGCAGUAUGUUCCAAUGCAAAUGCAAAGAGGGUACUGACACAGACUGGUGGCCUCACACAUGGUGCACCUAGCUCCUCGCCACCUAUUAAGAACAUGAGGUCUUUCAAACUUGAUUUCAAGGAGAACAUAGCACCAAAUACGAAGUCAUUUGGGCAAGAGAAGAGCAUAGGACAAGAUUCUCGGCAACCCCUUGCUGACCUUUGUCCACCCAAUCAAAGUGUGAAUAUUGUGGAAACCCAAAAUUCUGUUACUAGGACCUCAGCAAAGCAAUUAUAUGGUGUGAAGCAUGAGGGUAAUUUCUUGAACAAGAAUGAUCCAAAGUUUGCUACAUUACUUCAGCAAGCUGAUUUGCUUUCUUCCCUAGCAACAAAAGUAAAAACUGAAAACACGAGCCAAAGCAUGGAUGAAGCCUGGCAGAAAUUACAGCAUCAUUUGGUUAAGAAAGAUGACAAUGACAUGUCAGAAAGCAGCAUGUCUGGAACAGCUUCACUCCUAGAGGACCUCGAUGAUUUAAUUGUAGAUCCCUAUGAGAAUGAAGAGGAAGAUGAACAGAUGUCCAGGGAGCAGAAUGGAGUAACAUCAGAAAUGGCUCCUGAUCAUAUAAUGGAUGAUUGCUCAGUAGAUCCGGUAGAUCAGGGCACAGAAGAUAAUAUUCUCUGUGGAAUCACACUGUCUAGUUGUAUGGAACCUUCCCCAGGUGCAGAAAUUCUAGCUUAUGUAAACUCAGAUGAAGCUGCGGGAGAUGGGGGGCUUCAUUGCAUGGAAUACAGUUCUCCUGAGCAGACAGCUUUGCAAGCUAAAGCAGAUGCGGAAAUACCAGCAUCCGUAGACUUGUGUGAGGCUGCCGAAGGUAGCUGGUCUCAGUUCAUGGAAUACAUUUCUCCUGCUCAUACAGUUUUGCAUGCUGAAGCAGAUGCAGAAAAACCAGUAUCCGUAAACUUGAGCGAGGCUGCCGAAGGUAGCUUGCCUCAUUGUAUGGAAUACAUGUCUCCUGCUGAUACAGUUAUGCAUGCUGAAGCAGAUGCAGAAAAACCAGUAUCCGUAAACUUGAGUGAGGCUGCCGAAGGUAGCUUGCUUCAAUGUAUUGAAUACAGGUCUCCUGCUCAUACACUUUUGCCAGCUAAAACAGAACCAGAACCAGCAUCUGUAAACUCGAGUGAGGCUGCUGAAAGUAGAUUACCUCUGUGUACGGAGUACAUGUCUCCUGCUCAUACACUUUUGCCAGCUAAAAUAGAUCCAGAAAUACAAGCAUCUGUAAACUUGAGUGAGGAUGCUCAAGACGACAGUCUUCAAUGUACAGAAUAUACCUCUCCCGCUCAUACAGAUUUGCAAGCUAAUGCUGAUGCAGAAAUACAAGAGAAGGUUGCCCAAGAUAGCAGGCUUCAGUGUGUUGAAUUUAAUUCCCCUGCUCACAGGGCUAUCAAAGGUAAAGCAUGUGUGAGAAAACAAGCUUCGGAGAACUGUAGCGAGGUUCCGAAAGAUAGCAACACACACCCAUGCAUGGAAUUCACCUCUCCUGCUCAUACAGUCCCAACUUUCCAUCCAUACACAGAGAACGUGCCAACUCCAAAAAUUACUGCCAGUGAGAAGAAUUUUCUACUGUCGGUGCUUGGGUUGGCCUCACCUGGGUCGAAGCCAGAAACUUCUCAACAGCCUUCUUGCAAAAGGGCUCUUCUUAAUAGCCUUUGAGAGGGGUAUAUAUAUCUUUUAUGCAAAUAAAUUUUGCAUUUUAGGUUCAAAACCAAGCCUUGCCAUGCUCCUCAGCAUGUAUACCUUGGCUCCCCUAGAUCUAAUUUUUAACUAGGGUAGUUCUUGCUACUCCUAUUUGCAUCAAGUGUACCUAGCUCGUCCAGUUGUUUGUACGAGGUCUCGGUAGUUUGGUUUGUUGUUGGUUGUACAUAUCGCAUUGGAGGCGGUGUUGUAGUAGCAUACAGAAUUGAAAGAAGGGGUGAUGUGCCCUGAGAGUUACAGCUUGUAUUCAAAAUAUAGAAUAAGGUAUUCUUUGUGUAAUUAACUCCCUGUAACCUUUUAUGUCCGGUGCGGAAUAUAUUGGCUUGGUUUGUGGUGUGA
Lolium rigidum is the source of this 2484-nucleotide messenger RNA. Its product is annotated as transcription factor MYB124-like. The record is from RefSeq and is a predicted model, not a curated record. The coding region runs from base 1 to 2103 and encodes 700 amino acids. Gene Ontology annotation, molecular function: DNA-binding transcription factor activity, RNA polymerase II-specific; RNA polymerase II cis-regulatory region sequence-specific DNA binding. The transcript is spliced from 12 exons. Gene Ontology annotation, biological process: regulation of DNA-templated transcription. Gene Ontology annotation, cellular component: nucleus. Lineage: Eukaryota; Viridiplantae; Streptophyta; Magnoliopsida; Poales; Poaceae.